Molecule: messenger RNA, 420 nt
Organism: Caenorhabditis briggsae
Lineage: Eukaryota; Metazoa; Nematoda; Chromadorea; Rhabditida; Rhabditidae
Exons: 3
Coding region: 1-420 (139 amino acids)
Source: RefSeq, a predicted model, not a curated record
AUGGCUCGUUUCUCAGGAAAAGUCGCUAUUGUUACAGGAUCUUCCAAUGGAAUCGGACGUGCUACUGCUAUCCUUCUAGCAUCUGAAGGUGCCAAGGUGACAAUCACUGGAAGAGAUUCUGAAAGACUCGAGGAAACAAGACAAGCAGUUUUGAAGGCAGGAGUCCAAGAAGCGAACGUCAAUGCUGUGGUUGCAGAUAUCACAACUUCCAAAGGUCAAGAUCUCAUAAUCUCUUCAACAUUGAAGAAAUCAACAACGGGGGUGAGAAUUGAGGGUGCGACGCCGCUACCGACUGAGCCACGCGGGCAAAGAGAAAGCGGCCUCCCAAUUGCAUACAUGAAGACGAGGCGACACUCCCGGCGACCACAAAAAAAUAUGCAAAAUAUCUCUGCACUUGAUAAUUCCUCCAUGAGCUGUUGA